Labrus bergylta (ballan wrasse) is the source of this 5000-nucleotide messenger RNA. The record is from RefSeq and is a predicted model, not a curated record. Lineage: Eukaryota; Metazoa; Chordata; Actinopteri; Labriformes; Labridae.
ACAACCAUGUGGACAUUGCUCUAUGGAUUAAGAAACUCCAGGAAUACGAAUGGAUAGCUGUUGUCCUGAGGAGUUUGCAAGAGAAGAAGAAUGGAUCUUCAUGUGUCAGAUAACUCUGACAGUCCAGCCAACAUGGAGCGCAUGAGCAGGACUAAAGUGGACCAGGGGAGACAGACGCACCAGGUCUUACAGAGCACUCCUUUAGACCUGAUAGAGACAGGCAAGUCUCUCAGAGUCCAGGCAGAGCGCCCCCACCUGGUCAGUUUGGGAAGUGGACGCUUGAGCACGGCUAUAACCUUGCUUCCACUUCAGGAAGGGAGGACCACGCUGGGCAGCGGGGGGACAGAUAUCCCUCUGCAGGGCCCCGGGAUCGCAGCUACACACUGCUACAUUGAGAACCAAGCAGGCAGUAUCACACUGUACCCAUGUGGGAACCAGUGCUUAGUGGAUGGGCUGCCCAUCACAAAACCAUAUCGCCUGUCACAAGGGUGCAUGCUGUGUUUUGGUCAGUCUGCUUUUUUCCGCUUCAACCAUCCAGAGGAAGCCCUGCGGAUGAAGAGCAUGCUGCCUGGAGGGAGCCAAGGACUGAGCAGCACAAAAUCUCAUCCUAACGACAUCCACAGUGUCCUAAACGGGAACUAUCAGUCUCCUACAAGUAAUGGAGACUCUAAAAACAACAACCUGGCAAAGAACCUGCAGGACUCCCUGGUGCUGAAGGCCUCCUCCUCAUCAGGAUCCAAACUGCCAAUACGUCAGAAUUCUCCUCCUAACAUGCUCAACGGGAGAAACGGCUCCACGACAGAGGACUCGUGCAGCUUUCGCGGUCAGAACCUUGGCAACAAAACCCCUCCUGUACCGUCCAGGUCCCCUCAAAUCAACAGCGCUCCUGUCCCCCAUCCACGAGGCACACUUUCUGUGGCUGGGAGCGGUACUAGUGAAGGUCUGAGGGCCCAAGAGAGCCCGAAGCUUCUUAGGAAUGUAAGAGCAGAAGCAACGUCGAGCCCCACACCUAGCAGGGGGUCAGGGCACAGCACAGAAAACUCUAAAAUACCAUCCCCCGCCAAAUUUUCCCCAGCAGCUCCAUCCAGCCCCCGGGUGAGAGGUUCCUCCCUGCAGAAGAGAUCGCCCAGUCCCAUGAGAGAUUUGCACCACUCUCAUGUAGAUGUCCCUCAAAGGAUCAGGACUCCAGAGCCCGCUGGAUCCACAAGUCGGAGAAAUCUUCCUCCUCACAGCCCUUACGCGUCCCGCAAGGGGACUCCAGGAUUGCAGGGCACGGCUCCUGUCCCCGAGAGCCCCCAGGGACAUCGCAAGCAGACCGCUUCAAAGGCAGAAGCCAUGAGGGUCAUGUACGCCCAGAGUCCAUUGUCUCACCCUGAGCUGGAGAAGGAGCCCGGAGGGAAGCAGACAAGACCUGGAGAUACCAUGUCAGGCCUGGGCUCUAUGUCUGGUUUAUCUCCUUUUUCAAGUCCUCAAGGCAAAAGAAAGACCCCCUGCAUGACCGGAUCCUCCAGCAAGGACCAGAGUAUUACAAAACCAUAUACUCGGGAACGCAAAAACAGCAUCUCUAAGAUCAGUGACAAUGAGGAUGAGCUACUGGAGUACCACCGUUGGCAGAGAGAGGAGAGGCUGCGGGAGCAGGAGAUGGAGAAAAUAGAGCGACAGAGACUGGAGACCAUCCUGAAUCUGUGUGCAGAGUAUAACCAUGAGGACAGUGCUGUGGAGCUGGCUGAGGUGGUGAGGAGUGGGCUUCUGGGAGGAAGCUGCUCGGAGACAGGACGCGGUAUGUCUCUUCAGGGAUUAGACCGAGCCCAGAGGGUGACGGAGAACGAUGAAGAGACCCAGAGAGAGGAGUCCAGCAGCACAGAGAGCACACCAAGAGAGCUGUUAGUUGGGCAAGAGCAAAUCUACCUGGAGGAGGAGAGGAGCAGGGUCCUUGCCCGGGUCGAUGACUGGAAGCAGAGAGUCAGUGAACUGGAGCAGCAGCUACAAGAGACCAAACAGGAGGUGGAGAUGGAGCAGGCCCUGCUGCAGGCAGAGCGCCGGGCAGAGCAGGAGCAGGUGGAGGCUGAAAAUGAAAUCAUUUCACAGCUGCAGCUCAAACUCAGCCAGCUGGACAAGGCCACCCAGAAAGAGAAGGACAAGGGGAGGGCUAAUGUGUCGGCUGAGCGGAAGGCCCUGGAAAAGCAGAGGAAUGAGUACAAUGAGCUGAAGAGGCAGUUUGAUAAGUGCCCCUUGUCUCUAAGGGAACAGUUACAGGAGCAGCUCAGCAGGAGAGCUGAAGCUCUGGAGUCUGGGACCAAGCAGUUUGAGGAGCUGGAGUUCUGUCAGCUGGAGGCAGAGAGCAGUCUGGAGGAGAAGAAGGACACGCAGAGCUCGCAGCUUCUCCAGGAGAGAGCCGAGUAUCAUUGCAGUGUGGCCAAGAGGAAGGAGAAGAUGGGUGCUCUGGACGCUCAGGUGAAGCAGCUUGGGUUACAAGCAGCUCAAGACUGUGAGAGGAUUGCUAAAGACAGGACAGUGACCCUGCAGCUGUUACACAAGGAGCAGGACAGAUUGUGUGCUCUAGAGAAGAGGUACCACGCCAUCACAGGAGAGAACUUCCCAAAACACAACAGCAGCAUGAAGGAGGAAUUUCUUCACAUCAGCGAGCCUGACCUUGCUUAUGCGGACGGUCCUCCUCAUAGCCUCUGUCCCUCCUCUGCCUCCUUCUCAUCCUCUCACACCCCCUCCCCUGAAAUAUAUCCUGUUAGACCGCAAGAGGAGUACCUCCGGCUCUCUGAUAUCUAUAGGAUGUACGGAAAUGCUGCUCUGCAACCUCACUCUUCUUCCCCUGCUGCUCUCCACUGCCUUUCCCUCACUGCGGCUCCAACUCUGCCAUGUGAGGAGUACAUCACAGUCAACCAGUUAAGCCAGAUCUUUGGGAUGCAGAGACUUGAUCCCCCCUCUUCCUCAUCUACUCCAUCAUUCCAACAUGCCUCCUCUCACGCCUCCUUCUCAUACCACCAAACUGCAUGUGGUCCUCCCGCUUUUCUCUCAGCACAGAGCCAGCCUGAGCUGAGCAGGAAUGUAAUGCCUCCACUUAACCUCGAGAGCUGGUACCAGGAGAUCAUGUCUGCUGGGGAGCAGUCAUGUCCUCCUCCACUGCCUGCAAAGACUUUUUCCACACGCAGACAGGGGCAGCUAUUAAAGUCAAAAUCGGACGGUGAGGUUGGACAGGCAGCAUUAUGCAGCGCUGCAGCUCUGUCACACUCAGGUGCUGCUGCUCAUGACAGAAAUGCGUCCACCAAGGGGCUACAGUUGAUGCUGAGAGAGAUGUCAAACCCAUUAGACAUGGAGUCCAGGAGACAGUUUGUCCUGCAGAACAAAGAUCUGUCUCCCACAGUCCAUCACUCCAUCCUCCAUCAUCAGACACCACCCAGUGGAAACCAGGCGUACGACACCCUGAGCCUGGAGAGCUCAGACAGCAUGGAGACCAGCGUCUCCACCGGCAACAACUCCGCCUGUACCCCAGAAAGUGCCUGUGGGCUGGAGGCCCAGAGGAUAGAGGAGAUGGAAAAGAUGCUGAAGGAGGCGCAGCAGGAAAAAGCCCGGCUGAUUGAGAACAGAGAGAGGGAGGUGCAGGCUCGGCGGCAGAUGUUGGAGGAGGAGCGGAGGAGGCGAGAGGAGGCUGAGAGGAGGCUUCUGGAUGAGACGGCCCACAGGCAGAGGCUGGUGGAGGAGGAGGUGAAGAUGAGAGAGAAACACUUCUCCCAGGCCCGUCCAAUGACGCGCUAUCUGCCAAACCGGAAGGAGGAGUUUGACCUGCGUUCCCACGUGGAGUCGUCGGGUCACAACAUAGACACCUGCCCCUUCGUCAUCCUCAAUGAGAAGAUGUGCAAGGGUCACCUGGUGAAGAUGGGCGGCAAGAUCAAGUCGUGGAAGAAACGCUGGUUCGUUUUUGACCGUCUCAAGAGGAACUUCUCUUAUUAUGUCGACAAGCACGAGACCAAACUGAAAGGACUCAUUUACUUUCAGGCCAUUGAAGAGGUUUACUACGAUCACCUGCGCAGUGCCACAAAGAGUCCAAACCCGUCUUUGACCUUCUGUGUGAAAACCCACGACCGCCUCUACUACAUGGUGGCCCCGUCCCCAGAGGCCAUGAGGAUCUGGAUGGAUGUCAUAGUAACGGGAGCCGAGGGAUACACCCAGUUCAUGAGCUGAGGGACCAGAGGGUGACAGAUGUUGGGGGGGGCGGCAGAGGCACCCAGGCACCUGUGGGCUGAUUCCUGGACGAACCUCGGGCUGAAGCCUGAUGGCGAGUAACGGACAAACGUUUGAAAAGAUGAAAGCUUUCACAAGACGCCUGAUGCCUUUGAGCAAAUGAGGGUAAAGGGAUGGAGGUACAUCUGUAAGAACAUAUGAUCGAUAUUUAUCUUGCAGACAAUAUUAGAAGGAAAAUAGUUUGAGCAACCUGCCGAUGGUUUUAUAAUCAAACACAUUCUGUAAACAAAGUCUAUGUUAACAUUCAAAUAUACAUUUUUUAUAUUCAGAUGGAACUACAGGACAAUUUUACACCUAUGAAGCCAGUCUGUGCAUGCAGUGUUAUCACUCUAACCGAUGCCUUUUUUUUGAUACAUUUCUCAUUUUUCCCUCGAGUUUGUUCUCUUUUUUUCCUCAGAUGAAAAAUAAUAUCUUUGUAUUUCAAAACACUAAAAAAAAGUGAAGAAAAAAAAAGAACAUUUUAGUAGAAAAAGAUUUUUAAGCUAUUUUAAAAAGCUACUCAUCAUCUGGUGACAUUAUUGGUGCCAAAUACUUCCUGUAAUCUUUUGUCAGAAUUGUACAAUGUAACUGUUAAUAUGACUUGAUAUAUUGUUAUAAGGGCUUUUUAUUCACAAGAAUAACGCAGCAUUCAUGUGUCUGUAUUAAACGCGGAGAUGUUAAAAGAUGAGCUGAGAGCAUAAAUUAUAGUGGAAAAGAUGCUGUCAAACUACCAUACAGUGAAUAAAAACAUAUGACGCAUUUUG